Messenger RNA from Colletotrichum gloeosporioides, 2004 nucleotides. RefSeq lists its product as uncharacterized. Bases 1 to 2004 code for a protein of 667 amino acids. Gene Ontology annotation, biological process: DNA-templated transcription; regulation of DNA-templated transcription. Lineage: Eukaryota; Fungi; Ascomycota; Sordariomycetes; Glomerellales; Glomerellaceae. Gene Ontology annotation, cellular component: nucleus. The record is from RefSeq and is a predicted model, not a curated record. Gene Ontology annotation, molecular function: DNA binding; DNA-binding transcription factor activity, RNA polymerase II-specific; zinc ion binding. The transcript has 5 exons.
AUGACCAAAGCCACCGGUGUAAGACAAUACCGAGCAUGUGUUAGGUGUCGCGCGCGCAAGACGCGAGACAGUAUUGGCGAACGAGGAAGACCGCCGUGCGCAAAAUGUGUACGCGAAGGAGUCGACUGCUCUUUAGCUGGGUCGCGACGAGGCGGCGAUUUCUCACAGUACCGAGGCAACAAGAGGCAAAGACGCGAUAGUGACGUUGCCACGGCGCCAUCAGUGGUUUCAGCAGCAUCUUUUGUCCCAGAAACAAUCGCAGAGACGCCAAAGCCUCGUGAACAGCCACUGCAUCGGUCCCUCCAGAAUCCCUCUGAUGCCCUGCUGAUCCUUGCCCGAGCGGCGGAGGACGGGGAUGAUGAUGAGCCAGGAGAUGCCGGACUCAACAAAUCAACACCUGGAAACGCAUCUUCUAUCUUAGGCUCGAUUCUGUCUCCGGGACAGCAAGCCCGGACAGACCAGCUCUCGUCUUUAGCAUCGCCCGGAAACCAGCUUACGGCACACCAAGCCGUUGAAGAUAAGUAUACACGCCAAUCACAAGAGAUUGAACCGCUCACAGAAGCAAGCUAUGCCGAUAAUUAUCACCCAUUCUUCCCGAUCGUCCCCGCCAAUGUGCUCAUGCCACAGUUCCUCCCCGAUACCAUCAAGCAUGAAUCGUUUCUUCUCACAGCUGCUCUAGUAGUGGCUUCAAGAGAUCAGUCCGACCUGACCGAGCUACAUCAGUCAAUAUGGCAACACAUGCGACGCCUCAUCCUCGAUGUCGUUCUUGGCAUGUCCACAAUACGCAGCGUAGGAUGUGUGGAAGGGCUCCUGAUCCUGGGGGAAUGGACUCCGCUUACACUGGGGCAAAAUGAUGACGGGGGAGAAGGCGCAGCAUGGUCAAUAUUAGGGCUCGCCGUCAGGCUUGCGUACUUGCUGCGACUUGAAGAUUCCUCUUUCAGGGCAGACAAAGAAGCUGACCCAGCAAUGUUGAGAAGACGGCUGGCAUGGACAUUUACGUACUUGUCAGACCGCCAGAUCUCUAUCCGCAUGGGCCAGGCUUUCUGGAGCAGAGGACCGGCGCUAUCUGCAAGAUUCACCGCUGACGACUUCCCAUCGCUACAGCCGCAGUACACCUCAGGGGAAGAUUUUGCAUCUCUGCUACAGGCACAGGUUGAGUUGACAACUUUGUUCGGGAACGCCCACGAUAUUCUCUUUGCAUCAAAACAACGUACCGGAGAACUCAUGGUCCGGGGUGAUUACACCAAGUACAUUGAUGAUGCGAGCCGCGCUAUCGUCGCGUGGGAUCUCAUUUGGAACGGACUCACAUGCUCUCAGCAUCUGAAGUCAUGUCUCAAGAUGAUGGAGAAGUAUCUUCGUCUUUACGUCAAUGCCUUCGCCUUUCAAGCUGUUCUCUAUCGGGCAUCGGCAUCCGGCACGCAAGAAGUCUCAAAGUCGGCAUGCUUCCCGCACUCAGCUAUGGCUAGUCCCGAUGCUCGUCAUGUUUACGAGGCUGUAGACGCUGCCGAAGCUCUGUUAAGGAUUGCCAUUGAAGACAUUGAUGCCGAGAAAUAUCUGAGAUACAUGCCCGCUCGGUUCUACUUAUACGAAAUACAUUCAUCUGUGUUUCUUUACAAAGCACACGCAUCUGGCGCCGUCUCAUCAGGAAAACAUGCCCAGACAGCAAACCUGAUGCGACGGUUCAUCGGAGUACUCGAGAUCGCAGCCACAGACGCAGAUCAUAUCGCCGCAAAGUACGCCAAGCUUCUCAACGGUCUCUGGUUCCAUCGGUCGGAUUCAUCUGCAGAUGCAACAAGGAAGCAUAAUUCUGGUAGCAAUUCUCAUUCAAAUGAGCUCCAAGAAGCCAACGCUGUGCAGACUUAUACAAAUGAAGUCAACGAUGCAGACUCGAACCACCUGCCUUCGUUCGAUGAGAUUGGACUGCAGCCUUUAGACUGGAUCGAGUCUGUUGAAGGACUUUUCUCUAUGCCAGCUGCUUUUCCUUGGGAUCAGCCAAUCUUUUGA